GGCCGUAAACCAUUAUCCCAAAUUGAAUUGAAUUGGAUAAUCAACCUAAUUUCACCCCCAAAAUUUCAGGUUGCGUAAGAGAGAUGAAAUUAUGGUUCGGCAAAUGGACAGCCAUUGCUAAAGAAUCAGUCGAUCGAGCUGCCAUUUUCGCCAAAUUCCUCUGUUUGCUUCACGUCACCAAUACUUACAUAUUCUCCCCUACCCUCGUUUAUGGCCCAAGUAUGCUGCCGACGUUGAAUUUGACUGGCGACGUGAUAUUAUCGGAAUACAUUUCACAUAGGCUAGGGAAGGUAGGUCCGGGUGACGUUGUGUUGAUACAAUCACCUGAAAACCCUAGAAAAACUAUUACAAAACGCAUUGUGGCCAUGGAAGGGGAAGUUGUUUCGUUCUUAGUUGAUCCUAGCCGCAGCGAAAAAUCUCGUACUGUAGUGGUGCCGAAGGGACAUGUAUGGAUUCAAGGGGAUAACAUUUAUGCAUCCAAAGAUUCUCGGAACUUUGGUCCAAUUCCUUAUGGCCUAAUUCAGGGCAAAGUUUUGUGUAGAGUGUGGCCAGUAGACUGUUUUGGAUCGUUAUGACAUGAAAAUCAGCUUGAAGAAUCAGUGCACCAUAUUGAUGAUGUUUGUUUGUUUCAUAAGUUUUCUUAAUGUAUCAUAUUAACAACAUUUCAAUAAGACGUAUUCCCUACAAUGACCAUAUUUUGAAGCAGCAUACUAGCAUGUAAGCACAAAACCAUAUUUUUCUGAACUUAUACAAAAUAACCAAAACUAUGGCGAAUUUGAGC
Messenger RNA from Lactuca virosa, 781 nucleotides. The record is from the annotation of a GenBank genome assembly. NCBI's taxonomy places the organism in Eukaryota, Viridiplantae, Streptophyta, Magnoliopsida, Asterales, Asteraceae.